This is a messenger RNA of Charadrius vociferus (killdeer), 444 nucleotides long. It is a transcript of the gene OCIAD2, whose product is annotated as OCIA domain containing 2. Gene Ontology annotation, cellular component: mitochondrial inner membrane. The transcript has 6 exons. Bases 1 to 444 code for a protein of 147 amino acids. Lineage: Eukaryota; Metazoa; Chordata; Aves; Charadriiformes; Charadriidae. The record is from RefSeq and is a predicted model, not a curated record.
AUGUCUUCUGAAACAACUCAACAGGAAAGUCAGACAUCUCCACUAAAGCAAACUGGAUGGCCAAUGUUCUCCUCUCCCAUCUCACAAAUUCACGAUGCUGAAGAAAUUGCAAGGAUCCGUAAAGAAUGUAAAGAGGAAAGUUUCUGGUACAGAGCUCUUCCUUUGUCUCUUGGGAGCAUGCUUGUCACCCAGGGGCUAAUCUCAAAAGGCAUUUUCUCAGCAAGCCCAAGAUUUGGUGCAUUACCUAAGAUUGCAAUUGCUGGUGUCUUAGGUUUUGCCAUGGGAAAGGUGUCAUACAUUGGGGAAUGCCAAAAAAAGUUCCAGAAAAUUGGUAUUGUACCACCUUGUCCACAAAAAAAAAGGCGUUGUCAUCAUACUUGCAAAGAAUGUGAAGCAAAAUCAGGAUCAAAUGAGAAACAAGGUUCAGUUCCUUCAGCACCUUAG